AAGACACUCAUCUGGUGUCUGAGUCUGCAGGUGACGCCGCUUAGGUACGGAGCGCGGAGUCGGAGCAGGGACGCGCCGGGCUGCAGCCCUGGGAUGGAAGCCGCCUGCUUCGGAAGCUGCUCGCGGCUGCUCCGGCAGCGCCUCCGCUGAGCUCGGAGGUGCCAGUUAACACUUGCCUGGGGACGUGCACCUGCGGUACGGUGCGAGCUCGGGGGCAGGUCUGCAGGCAGCCGGGAGAGCCGUGGAGCCGGAGGAACUGUCUUCGCCCAAGUGCAAGGCAGUGAUUUUGGGAGAGAGACAGACAGAGGGCGGGUGAGUCUCUUCAGAGUUGGAAGGAAAGCAAGAUCUUGGGUGUCUUUUCCGUGGAGGGACAGGGGACUUCCCCAUCUGGGCUUGGCACUUUCCUUCCCUCUACACCCUCGUGCGCCCCGGCCUGGCGCCGAAGCCCCACUUCAGGCAUGCUUUGGGUGACGGGGACCCUGGCUGCUCAGCAGGAAGACAGCAGGCAAGUGGUCUAACGCCGGUGGCGGCGGCGGCGGCGGCGGCGGCAGCAGCAACCCCAGCAGCAAAGCGGGGAGCAAGAGAAUUUGAAAAGAGACAUCCGCUCCCUCUCACACGCUGAGGGAGAGGCAUUCGCGUUUCCCCAAAUGAGAAGGAGCCACAAGAGAUCAUGAAGUAAAAACUUUGGAAAGCUGCCACUGGAGAUGUUGCACAAAAACCUGGAAUGUUUUAGGAGUCUCCUCCCAGUCGGUGGAGGUUUGGGGAGCAGCUGAUACCGCAAGGAGGGCUCUUGCAAGGAUUCAAGUUCCAGGAGCCCUGGAGGAGCGGCACCGAGCGGGAGAGCGUGGCGAGAGAAUGAAGAAGCCAACCGGCCGGGAGAAGCAUGAGGUGGCAGUGCGGCACUCGGUUUAGAGGGCUCGGGCCGGCGGCGGCCCCAUGGGCAACCCUGCUGGCGCUGGGCCUCCCGGGCUGGGUGCUGGCGGUCUCGGCCACGGCCGCCGCGGCGCUCCCCGAGCAGCAUGCCUCCCCCGCCGGCCAGCCGCCCCUGGACUGGCUCCUCAGCGACCGCGGCCCGUUCCACCGCGCGCAGGAGUACGCAGACUUCGUGGAGCGCUUCCGGCAGGGCUUCACCACCAGGUACAGGAUCUACAGGGAGUUUGCCCGUUGGAAAGUAAACAACUUGGCUCUGGAAAGGAAGGACUUCUUCAGUUUGCCAUUGCCUCUCGCCCCAGAGUUUAUCCGGAACAUUCGCCUCCUUGGAAGGAGACCCAACCUACAGCAGGUCACUGAAAACCUGAUUAAAAAGUACGGCACUCAUUUCUUACUUUCUGCCACCCUUGGAGGAGAAGAGUCCCUGACCAUUUUUGUGGACAAGCGAAAACUGAGCCGCAAGGCAGAAACAGCAGGAAGCACUCCUGUCGUUGGGGGCAGUGGAAACAGUUCUGCCGUGUCCCUGGAGACCCUGCACCAGCUGGCAGCCUCCUACUUCAUCGACAGAGAGAGCACACUGAGGCGGCUGCACCAUAUCCAGAUAGCCACGGGGGCCAUCAAGGUCACGGAGACAAGGACUGGCCCUCUGGGCUGCAGCAACUACGACAACCUGGAUUCGGUCAGCUCUGUCCUGGUACAGAGUCCGGAGAACAAAGUGCAGUUACUGGGCCUGCAGGUGCUGCUGCCCGCGUACCUGCGUGAGCGCUUUGUGGCCGCGGCACUCAGCUAUAUCACGUGCAGCUCCGAGGGCGAGCUCGUCUGCAGGGGGAACGACUGUUGGUGCAAGUGCAGCCCCACCUUUCCGGAAUGCAACUGUCCCGACGCUGACAUCCAGGCCAUGGAGGAUAGCCUGCUACAGAUCCAGGACUCCUGGGUGACCCACAACCGGCAGUUUGAGGAGUCAGAGGAAUUCCAGACCCUGCUGAAAAGGCUGCCAGACGACAGGUUCCUGAACUCCACGGCCAUCUCGCAGUUCUGGGCCAUGGACACCAGCCUUCAGCACCGCUACCAGCAGCUGGGGGCCAGCCUGAAACUGCUGUUCAAGAAGACCCAUCGGAUCGUCCGCCGGCUCUUCAACCUGUGUAAGCGCUGCCCCCGGCAGCCUCGCUUCCGCCUGCCCAAGGAGAGGUCCUUGUCCUAUUGGUGGAACCGAGUCCAGUCGCUCCUCUACUGUGCAGAGAGCACCCUUCCCGGCACCUUCCUGGAGCAGAGCCAUAGCUGCACCUGCCCCUACGACCAGUCUUCCUGCCAGGGCCCCAUCCCGUGUGCCGUGGGGGAGGGGCCCGCCUGCGCCCACUGCGCUCCGGACAACAGCACGCGCUGCGGGGGCUGCAACCCGGGCUACGUGCUGGCGCAGGGCUCGUGCCGGCCAGAGGUGGCCGAGUCCCUGGAGAACUUCCUGGGGCUGGAGACGGACUUGCAGGACCUAGAGCUGAAGUACCUGCUGCAGAAGCGGGACAGCCGCAUCGAGGUGCACUCCAUCUUCAUCAGCAACGACAUGCGCCUGGGCAGCUGGUUCGACCCCUCGUGGAGGAAACGCAUGCUUCUCACGCUCAAGAGCAACAAGUACCAGCCGGGGCUGGUGCACGUGAUGCUGGCGCUGUCCCUGCAGAUCUGCCUCACCAAGAACAGCACCCUGGAGCCGGUCAUGGCCGUCUACGUCAACCCGUUCGGGGGCAGCCACUCUGAGAGCUGGUUCAUGCCCGUGAGUGAGGGCAGCUUCCCCGACUGGGAGAGGACUAAUGUGGACGCAGCCGCCCAGUGCCAAAACUGGACUAUCACCCUGGGGAACAGGUGGAAGACCUUCUUCGAGACAGUCCAUGUUUACCUGCGGAGCCGGAUCAAGUCCCUGGAUGACAGCUCCAACGAGACAAUCUACUACGAGCCCCUGGAGAUGACCGACCCCUCCAAGAACUUAGGAUACAUGAAAAUCAACACCUUGCAGGUCUUUGGCUACAGCCUCCCCUUUGACCCGGACGCCAUCCGGGACUUAAUUCUCCAGCUGGACUACCCGUACACUCAAGGUUCCCAGGACUCUGCCCUCUUGCAGCUCAUAGAGCUCAGGGACCGGGUAAACCAGCUUUCCCCACCCGGCAAAGUCCGGCUCGACCUUUUCUCCUGCUUGCUCCGGCACCGGCUCAAGCUGGCCAACAACGAGGUGGGCAGGAUCCAGUCCUCCCUGAGGGCUUUCAAUUCCAAGCUGCCAAACCCCGUGGAGUACGAGACAGGCAAACUCUGUAGCUAAUGGGGGCCCCACUCCAGGGCUGGGGAGGGAGGUAGUCCAGGGUGAUCCACCGAUCCCGGGGCACAGAGAUCAUCCGAGCCCUCACCUUAGUGCCAACAGGGUUCUCCCUUGGGACUUGCAGCACCCAGCUGUCGGGACCUCAGGGCUUGGCCUGAAGCAGGCAGGAGAGAAAGAAACAGCCACUGCACACACGCACACACUCACCAUGUGCGUGCGCACGCGUGCACACACACGCAUACAUGCUCACUCACACAGGGAGGCUACAAUUCAGCAGCCUCAAAUCUGUAAAGUCGGUGCUUUCGAAUGAUGCAGUUGAAGCAGAGGAGCCAAGGGAGAGAUUAAGCAAAAGAACCAGCCAAACCAUGAAAAAAUAAAUCCUGAAAAGUGAUUCUUAUCAUUCAAGGAAGCAAGAGGGGGCACAGCGGUAGGAAAUAGAGCAGCUCCUCCUCCCCCUCCGUGGAGUCACUUUUGUAUUCUUUUUAACCUGAUUUCUUAAAAUGGCAUUGUUUCGUGAUGACCCAUGUUGGUUCUUACUUUUUGUAUGCUGCCUUGUCUGUGCCCUCCCAGACACUGACUGCUUCUCAAGCCGGCGCCCCCGGGAAACUCAAGGGGACACUGACAGGACCGCGCGGGCAGGCAGGCAGCCUUGCUCUGCGCCCCCCUCCUCCUCCCUCGGCCCCCUUGCUUCCUCGGCCUCACCACUUUGCUCCCUGUCCCCCUCGUGGUCCAGCCGGAGCUCCUCUUGCAACAGCACCCAUUCCGCCCAAGAAAGCAGCUCCGUCAAGUUAGAAAGAGACGAUGUAUAGGGAAGUGUUCUUUUUUAAAAACAAAACAAAACAAAACAAAAAUAUUUAUUUUGUGAUUGUUUUCUUUGUCAAUCUGCUCCAGCCACAUGAACAUAUGAGUAAAAGUUUACCUGGUUUAAUAUA
Lontra canadensis (Northern American river otter) is the source of this 4164-nucleotide messenger RNA. It is a transcript of the gene BRINP2, whose product is annotated as BMP/retinoic acid inducible neural specific 2. Gene Ontology annotation, biological process: positive regulation of neuron differentiation; negative regulation of mitotic cell cycle. The record is from RefSeq and is a predicted model, not a curated record. Bases 884 to 3235 code for a protein of 783 amino acids. Lineage: Eukaryota; Metazoa; Chordata; Mammalia; Carnivora; Mustelidae. The transcript has 8 exons.